Molecule: messenger RNA, 1407 nt
Organism: Sugiyamaella lignohabitans
Lineage: Eukaryota; Fungi; Ascomycota; Dipodascomycetes; Dipodascales; Trichomonascaceae
Gene: BSC6
Product: Bsc6p
Exons: 1
Coding region: 1-1407 (468 amino acids)
Biological process (GO): transmembrane transport
Cellular component (GO): membrane
Molecular function (GO): transmembrane transporter activity
Source: RefSeq, a predicted model, not a curated record
AUGGCAGAGAAGAUUAAUGCUGAAGAAGCCAGACAGAAGUCGGCUGGAGAGCUCGAUUAUCAGGAAAACAAACAGAAUAACACAGAGACUCUAACUUUAUCAGUACCUCCGUCCGACCCCGAAGAUCAUCUAUAUGACUGGAACUAUCCUAUUCGAAACAUCUUCAGGGUUGCAGCAGGCUACUACAGCUUUAUUAUCUGUGGUAUGAACGAUUCAUCAAUUGGAGUUCUCAUACCGACGUUAGAACCCUACUAUGGAUUAGACUAUCUUCUUGUAUCGCUUGCUUUCCUCGCACCGUUCAUUGGCUACAGUAUAGCAGCACUAAUCUCGGAUAAGAUUCAUAGGUUAAUUGGAAGGUGUGGUGUGGGUAUCAUGGGCGCAAGUUGUCAAGUGAUCUGCUAUAUAGUAGUGUGUACAGCACCACCUUUUCCUGUAUUUGUUAUCAUGUACGGAAUCGCGGGAUUCGGCAAUGGCUCCAUCGACUCGACAGUCAAUUCCUGGGUUGGAGGUCUAAAACAUUCGAACGAGGCUCUCGGACUACUCCAUGGGUGCUAUGGUCUAGGAGGCACAAUAUGUCCAGCAAUAUUCACAGCAAUGAUAGGCCAUGGUAUAAGGUGGAACCACUGCUACUUUUUACUUAUUGGCAUGGGUGCAACAUCAAUUUUGGCAUUUGCAAGUGCAUUCUGGGGAGAAACGGCAGUAAAAUACAAACAGGAAGUUGAAAAAGAUGUCACUAAUAGCAUGACAGAAGAAAGGAGAGGAGAUAUAGAGAACUCUUCUCAUGACGUUGAUACUACAGUAGGUGAAGCAUCGAAUGACAAUAAAAUAAUGCUGAGAGUAGUGAGCGACAGACUUGUAUGGAUGCUCUCUAUAACUCUAUUUGUAUAUUUGGGAGCAUCAGUUUCAUUUGGGGGUUGGAUUUCGACAUUUAUGAUCCAAGUACGCCACGGAGCCAAAGACAAGAUGGGCUAUGUCACAACAGGGUUCUGGGCAGGACUGACUGUCGGUCGCAUGACACUGGGCUUUCUAGUUGGACAUUUCCAAGCUGAAGAUUACUUUGUGAUUUUUUUCAUACUAGUCUCUCUUGCCUCAGUGCUAAUUGUCUGGUUGGUACCGGUGCUAGGGGUCUCAGUUGCUUUCACGAUUGUUUUUGGCAUCAUUUCGGGUCCAGUAUUUCCUACAAUAAUUGCAUCCGCCUUAAGAAAGCUACCAAAAUAUCUGCACGUCGCAGGUGUUGGGUUUUGUGUUGCUGUAGGCGGCGGUGGAGCAGCACUUCCACCAUUCAUAAACGGCGUUAUAGCUAACAAAUUCGGCCCACGAGUUUUGGGCCCUUAUACUGUCAUCUUAUUAUCGCUGAUGUUAGUCAUGUGGCUGUUAAUUCUGAAGCUUCAUCCUCAGCGAAAUUAA